Tilletiopsis washingtonensis is the source of this 1617-nucleotide messenger RNA. RefSeq lists its product as hypothetical. Gene Ontology annotation, molecular function: protein binding. NCBI's taxonomy places the organism in Eukaryota, Fungi, Basidiomycota, Exobasidiomycetes, Entylomatales. The record is from RefSeq and is a predicted model, not a curated record. The transcript is spliced from 5 exons. Gene Ontology annotation, biological process: actin cortical patch assembly; regulation of actin filament polymerization. Gene Ontology annotation, cellular component: nucleus. Bases 144 to 1202 code for a protein of 352 amino acids.
GUCGUCGCGUCUACGUGCUCCGUCGUCUCUGUCCUCCAUACCCUCUCGCAUCCAUCCACUCGCCAGACUCGCUUCGCUUGCACCACCACCACUGCCGCUCUCCUCGCCGGGCCACGCUCCCUAGCCCCUGACCCAUCCGCGCCAUGGCCCGCAACGCCGUCUCGGGCGGCGGCUUCGACUUCUCGCUGAUCUUCAGCAACCUCAUCCUGCUCGGCACGCUCGGCCUGGCCGCCGUGGGCUGGUUCGUCGCCUUCAUCGGGCAGAUUGUCGCCGAGGCGCGCGGCACCACCAAUGUCGUCGUCUCGACGCCGUCGGACCGGCUCGGCGUGCUGUGGUUCGGAAUCUUUGUGCAGCUCUUCCUGCUGCUCGGUGUCGCCGCCGUGCUGGCCAGCGACGGCAUCGCCACGCACCGCCUGCAGCUCUCGGCAUGGACGGUCGUGGCGCUCGUGUUUGCCGUGAUUGGCAUCGACAAGGGCAUCUACUCCGACUACCGCCAGAACGGCGCACUGCACGCCAUGGGCGCCGGCUACUUCCUCCUCACCAUCGCCAACGUCAUCUGGCUCUUCUUCUUCACCGCCGAGGAGGACUCGGCCGUGUAUGCGCUGCUCUCGAGCCUCGGCUCCGGUGGCCUCUCGGGCCCCGGCGGACGCGGUGGCCGGCAGAUGCGCGGCGGCAAUGGCUCGCUCUCGGGCGGCGCCAUCAGCGGGCCGACCGGCACGUCGGGCUUCGGCACUGGCUUUGCUGCCGGCUCCUCUAGCGGCGGCGGCUACACGCAGACGUACAACAACCCUUCUACAGGCGACAUUACGCAGGGCGUCGCGGCGCCGUCUGCCGCCAUGAAGAGCUCGCACUCGCUGCGCUCCAACACGCAGAGCAACGCGCCGGGCCGCGUCGGAGGCGCGGCGGCGGCGGCGCCGCAGAGCGACUUUGGCGCACAGAGCAGCCACCACCAGCCGACGGUGCCGGGCAGCCCCAGCAGCUCGCGGCCCGCAGGGACAGUGGAGGGAGAGCCGACGCCUGGGUAUGGCUACCGGGCACGCGCGCUGUACGCAUACCAAGCAAACGCAGACGACCCGACCGAGAUCUCCUUCUCGAAGGGCGAGAUCCUUGACAUCGUGGACAACUCCGGCAAGUGGUGGCAGGCACGCAAGCCGACAGGCGAGACGGGCAUCGUGCCGAGCAACUACAUGCAACUUCUCUAAGCGUCUCCGAACGUCUCCCCGCUGCAAGCAAACAAAAGCCAGAGCUUCCCUCUUUGCUGCGCCCACCAACACCCGCACUCAUUGCUGCUGCCGUGCCGCCUCCAAAACACCACACAACUCUCCGCCGCCUCGCUUUACCCAAGAGGCCUUCUGUCCUCUUUUCCCGCUCCCAAACCCUGCUUUCUUCCUGCGCUUCCUAUUUCACUCUUCCUUUCUUCUCAAGCCAAAGCAGCGAGCUUGUCCAAGCGCAGGACGCUAAUGCUCGCCCUGGCAUCCACCUUUCUGUGCGCUCGGACUCGCUGCGGCACAUACAUACUGUCCGCCUCCCACUCCCCUUGUUUUUGUCGAAGACCCACCCUGCCCUGCGCCUGCGCUUGCGCUUGCUCGCCCUCAAUAUCCAUCGCAUUGCCCAGAC